Molecule: messenger RNA, 1711 nt
Organism: Selaginella moellendorffii
Lineage: Eukaryota; Viridiplantae; Streptophyta; Lycopodiopsida; Selaginellales; Selaginellaceae
Product: actin-related protein 2/3 complex subunit 1A
Exons: 16
Coding region: 90-1259 (389 amino acids)
Biological process (GO): Arp2/3 complex-mediated actin nucleation
Cellular component (GO): actin cytoskeleton; Arp2/3 protein complex
Molecular function (GO): actin filament binding
Source: RefSeq, a predicted model, not a curated record
UCUAGAACUUGCCAGGAAAUAGUGUUAGAUCUCUUAGGUCUCGGCAUUCCUUCUCUCAAUUCUUUCUCUGCUCAACGCGCGUGAUCACAAUGGGUGAGAUUUUGCGCUCUGCAGAUAUGGUUGCUGUGGCGUCGCAUCAAUUGGCGCAAUGCAUCAGCGGCCACGCCUGGAAUGUGGAUCUGACAAUGAUCGCGGUUUGCACGAAUAACGAAGUCCACAUUUACAAUGCCUCGCCAGCUCCAAGCGCUGUGUGGCAGCGACUCCACGUCCUUCAAAAGCACGAUCAGCUCGUUUCAGGAGUUGAUUGGGCACCUGUCUCGAACUACAUUGUCACUGUUUCUCACGAUAGGAAUUCCUACGUCUGGAAGCUAGAAGAGAAUGUAUGGCAGCCCACGCUGGUUAUAUUGCGGAUAAAUCGUGCUGCUAUAUCUGUGAAGUGGAGCCCCAGAGAGAACAAAUUUGCUGUUGCUAGUGGUGCGAAGAGCGUCUGCGUUUGCUACUACGAGGAAGAUAAUAACUGGUGGGUGAGCAAGAUAAUCAGGAAGAAGCACGGCUCCACAGUGACUGGUGUCGCAUGGCAUCCCAAUAAUGUGCUACUAGCUACGACAUCUACUGACUGCAAGUGCAGGAUUUUUUCUGCGUACAUCAAGGGUGUUGAUUCCAGGAGCGCUGCAACUACAACGUUUGGAGAGAUUCGGUUUGGGGAGCAAUUGGUGCAGCUGGAUUUGGCAUUGGGGUGGGCUUUCGGAGUUAAAUGGUCACCCAGUGGGAGGAGUUUGGCAUAUGUUGGCCACGAUUCAACUAUUCAUUUUAUAGAUGACGUUGGUCCUUCACCAAUCGCUCAGACAUUAGCACUCAGGGACCUACCUCUACGUGAUGUUUUGUUUCUAUCAGAGAAACGUCUAGUCGCUGGUGGUUUUGAUUGCAACCCAAUGCUUUUUGCGUCUGAUGAUACAGGAACAUGGAACUUUGUUCGUUUUCUGGAUGAAGGGAAGACACCCGCAUCAGACGUUAAAGCUUCGACACAAUUUUCUGAAGCGUUUGGGAAAUUCUAUGGGCAAGCUAAGCGUGGUGUUGCCGCUGAAUCUCCCUCGAGUGCUCCAGGAACUUAUCACAACAAUUGCAUUACACUUCUUAAUCCACUAGCUCCACCUGGAGAGCAGGAGAUACGAAAAUUUAGCACUUCUGGCAUGGAUGGGAAGGUGGUGAUUUGGGACAUGAGUACCAUUAGUGAUGCGCUAGCCCGGCUUGGCAUGUAACAGGAACAGAUCAAAACUAAUAUGGCACUGGAUACUUGGGUUUCCCUGGAGGGGGUUUCUUUGGAAGAGAUGGAGAGUCACUAGUAGAUGGACCUUCAUUGGGAGAACUGGGGAGUGGCAUAUCUGGAUCAGGAAUAUUAGGGAAUGGAGUGUCUGGAGGAGUUGGGUUCUUAUUGCCAGUGUUACUGCCACUAUUAUCAUUGCCAUUGCUGCCACAGAUGGAAGUUCCCACAUCAGGAUCAUCCCCACAAAAGCUGCUCAUGCAUGCUAGUUUUCCAGAACAUUCGUCGUUACUGGAACAUGAUGUGCCACAUUUGCCAAGGCUAGCACCAUUGCCACCACUACCACUUUUUGCUGGCCCUUCUUUGCGACUACCACCACAUAUGUGAGUGUUCAUAUUUGGGUCAUCUGCACAAACAUUAUCCAUGCAUGCAAUCUUACCAUCGCAAUCA